AAACAAUCUGAAAGAAUCAACUUGCGUUAUUGUUUUUGUUAUUUCGUCUCUUUUUCCGUGCUGUCCACUUCCACUUUCCCCUCCCUUUUUAUAUUCCCUCCCUCUUUUCAGUUCCCUCACUACCAAACUCCAAGAGAAAACAAAGAAAAGACUCUUCCUUUUUUCCUUUCUUUUCUGUCCAAGUUUUUGAGUUUUAAGCCAAGAUGAAUGCUACCAUGUUUAAGGUUUUGAUGAUGUUGAGUCUUUUGGCCACCGCUUGUAUGGCUCAAGCACCAACAGCACCACCCACAUCUCCACCACCGCCAGCUGCUACUCCAACCCCCACCCCAUCCCCAACCCCAACCCCAACCCCAACCCCAACCCCAACCCCGACCCCAUCCCCAACCCCAACCCCAACCCCAUCUGCAUCUCCAGCUCCAACCGCAUCACCCACCACUUCCCCAUCGCCUUCUCCUGAAGCUUCUACACCUUCUCCUUCAAACGCUUCCCCUCCAGCUCCUACCCCAUCAGGUGGAGCUGCUCCAGCCUCCGAGCCCACUGCCGACCAAGGCCCUCCUCCGUCUGCCGCCUCCACCAACGGUGUUUUCAUUGGUGCAACCGCUCUUGCCGCCACUUUCUUCGCUGCCUUUUUGGCUUAAGAAAGUGAAGUGAAGUCCAGCUUUUUUGGGUUUUGGGUCAUGAUUCUUGAGGAUCUUUACUUUCAUGCUCUCUUUUGUUCUUUCGAGUAGUGUUAUUUUCUCUUACUUUAUAUUUUCCAUUGCACCCUACUUUUUCGUUUUUGUUUAAUUUAUUUGUUAUGUAUGUUUGAUGAUGACGAUUCUAUUAUUUUGGGUUCGGAUGGUUGAUUGUAUUGGUGGUGUGACACGCGUAAAGACCGGAUGGUUGUAGAGAUUGGACUGUUGUACAUCUAAUUACAGUGGAAUAAAAACAGUUUGUUAUUCUUUAAAAAAAA
Gossypium raimondii (Peruvian cotton) is the source of this 952-nucleotide messenger RNA. RefSeq names its product classical arabinogalactan protein 7. The transcript has a single exon. The coding region runs from base 204 to 638 and encodes 144 amino acids. NCBI's taxonomy places the organism in Eukaryota, Viridiplantae, Streptophyta, Magnoliopsida, Malvales, Malvaceae. The record is from RefSeq and is a predicted model, not a curated record.